This is a messenger RNA of Exophiala xenobiotica, 787 nucleotides long. RefSeq lists its product as uncharacterized. The record is from RefSeq and is a predicted model, not a curated record. The transcript has a single exon. Bases 162 to 719 code for a protein of 185 amino acids. NCBI's taxonomy places the organism in Eukaryota, Fungi, Ascomycota, Eurotiomycetes, Chaetothyriales, Herpotrichiellaceae.
CAAAGAUUGAGCUGGCGGACAAGCAGCACGAAACCGCGGCAAUCUCUGCGCGAAAGUCAUUCAGAAAGUGCUGGCGGGAUCAACUACUACCGACUCUGUGCAGGCGAUAAUCCAAAAGUUUUACAUUUACCGCAGUACACCGGGGUGUACUCCGUAGAAGAAUGUGCGACCAAGUCCCGGAAGUCGAAGUCUUUCAGUCCAUCCCCUGGUGCCAAUCGUUUCUUCAGGAUCCGAAUUACGAGAUUGAAUCGACAUCAUCUCGUAUAUACAAGCACAAUACGCGAGAAGAUGCUCUGCUCGCCGAGACACUGAAAACAGACGACACCAUCAAAGGCUGGGUCUCUUUGUACCGCCGACCGACGGAAUCACAGCCCUUGAAGGACGAGGUACGCGCGUUGCUCAGCCUGAGUCCCGGCUUGAACGGCUACCCGCGAGUCUGUCACGGAGGCAUCGUCGCGACCAUCUUGGACGAGGUAUUGAGUAUUUUGGUGUCUGUGUGCCGGCGCGCGCAAGGUCGGCACGGAGACAAUGUAACGGCAUACUUGAACAUUACGUACGUCAAGCCCGUGCCGACGCCCGGCGUGCUGCUGGUCAAGGGCAAGAUCCACAAGAUAGAAAGGAGGAAGAAUUUUGCCAAUGCAGAGAUCGUCAACGAACAGGGAGUCGUGCUGGCAAAGGCCGAGGGAUUGUUUGUGAGCGUGCAGAGAGAGAAAUUAUAGAAAUCGAUGUCAGAACGGGUGGAAUGAUCACAGUGAUGUACCCAUUAGACUAGAGGAUACUAUGCAGC